Molecule: messenger RNA, 626 nt
Organism: Amphimedon queenslandica
Lineage: Eukaryota; Metazoa; Porifera; Demospongiae; Haplosclerida; Niphatidae
Product: methylmalonyl-CoA epimerase, mitochondrial-like
Exons: 4
Coding region: 259-567 (102 amino acids)
Biological process (GO): L-methylmalonyl-CoA metabolic process
Cellular component (GO): mitochondrion
Molecular function (GO): methylmalonyl-CoA epimerase activity
Source: RefSeq, a predicted model, not a curated record
AGGAGGAGGAGGAGAAGAAGGAGAGGCUAGUAUUGGUUUAGAAGAGGAGGAGGUAGGAGGAGGAGGGGGUAAGCGUUCAGAACUUGAUAUGUUGGGUACUGUCCCUCUUUGAUGCAUUGGGGCAGCUCCUGUUGAGCUCAGUCUUGACCUGUGAUGGUGGUGGUGCAUUGGUUGAGAUGAAGUAGGAUAUACACUGGUGGUGGAGGCACGUGGUCUGUGAGCAGUAGUAGAGGAGGAGGAGGGAUACUGUGACUGAUAAUGGUGGUGUGCUGGUGGUUCAACUAUUAUACAGUAUUUGUUGAACUUGGUGAUACUGAUACAAAGAUUGAGUUACUGCAUCCAUUAGGGGAGGAUAGUCCCAUUGAGGGAUUUUUAAAAUAUAAUCCAGCUGGAGGGAUACACCACAUCUGCCUUGAAGUUAGUGAUAUACAUAAAGCAGUUGAUUCAUUGAAAGGUAAAGUAAGAGCAUUGAACCCUGAACCAAAGAUUGGUGCUCAUGGUAAACCAGUUGUGUUCUUACAUCCUAAGGAUUGUGAUGGAGUACUGGUUGAACUGGAACAAGAAUAAUGUACAACAAUUGUAACUAUGAAUUUAUAUAAAAAGUAGCAAAAUAAUGUCUUUAGCAA